Molecule: messenger RNA, 1176 nt
Organism: Neoarthrinium moseri
Lineage: Eukaryota; Fungi; Ascomycota; Sordariomycetes; Amphisphaeriales; Apiosporaceae
Exons: 3
Coding region: 1-1176 (391 amino acids)
Source: RefSeq, a predicted model, not a curated record
AUGUCGAGCGCGGUGAGCCCACCAGGUAUCGCCGGGAUAAAGCAACUAUGCAAGGAUAUACAGUUUUGGGUCUCGCCUUGGUCUGGUGACGAGCACCUAGCCCUUUACCAAGAGAUCAACAAUCUUAUAGACCAAGUAGAUCCUGCCGUUGUAGUGUUAGAUACGCUGCUUCGGCCGGCGAUUGACGCGACACGAGACCGCAACUGGCAACACAUGAUAAUGUCGCCCAACACGGUGAUUGAUAACUUCCCCAUGGAACAGCCGUGGGGCGCUAUGUUCUGGAAGUACCCGGCCAUGGGCUCAGGCCUCCCCUUUCCUGUACCUUGGCUCAAGAUACCCGAGAAUAUCUACCUGAACAUCCGCUUCAUUUAUUCGGUGCUUUUCAUGCCGGAUGUAAAGGUGAAGCGGGAUUUUCUCAAAUCCAAAGGACUGAAGGAUCCGAUAAACUUUUAUGCCCUCUACCGUCCCGAUGUGCCUUGGCUUACACAAACCUUGCCCGAAGCCUCGCGGCCUGUGGAUAUGGUACCCGUCAACGUAACCUGUACUGGUCCAAUAUCCUUAUCGUUAGGUAUGGUUGCUGAGCAGGACGAAGACCUCGCUCGAUGGCUAGCAAACGCUCCAACGGUCCUCAUCAAUCUUGGCAGCGGCUUCAUCAACCCGAAACUUCAAAUACUAUGGAAGUUUCGAACUGAGGAGGAUGGAUUGAGGGAGUACAACGUCACCGUAAAACCCUACAGCGAUGAUUUCAAGGUUGAGAUCCUCCCUUUCCUUGAGAAUGGCCGACUGAAGAUGGAGAGGUGGCUGGUCGCGGACCCAACAUCUCUUUUAGAGUCCGGCCAUAUCGUCGCUUCAGUCCAUCACGGUGGCACAGGAUGCUACCAUGAGGCCGUAGGGGCUGGUAUACCGCAGGUGAUUCUACCCCAGUGGCUGGACUUGUACAACUUUGCACAAAUGUCCGAAGAUCUUAAUAUUGGCACUUGGGGAUGCCGGGAGCUUAGUCCGCAAUGGACCUCAGAGUGCCUUCAAGACGCCAUCCUCAAGGUCGCCGAUGGUGGCGUCGCCAGUGCUACUAUGAAGAAAAACGCAGCGCGGCUGGGGAAACUCGCCCAAAGCGACCCAGGCAGAUACGUUGCUGCAAAAGAAAUAGCUAGGAUUGCAGGUUUGGGGAAUCCUUAA